GCCCCGGGCUCUGGCCGCUUUCUCCCGCUGGUCGGUCGAGCAGACCCCUCGCUCAUUCUUCGGCCUCUCUCUAUUCCGUCCGUGGCUCGGUGCGCCCGCUGGCCUUCCGGCCGAGCCCUCACUCGCCUCCCAGAUUUCCAUGAGGACAGCUGUCAAGGACCUGCAUGGCCUCAUUUUAGCCACUUCUUUGUGUGGAGCUAUUACUUGCUCCUUCAGUUCUGGUCCCUGGUGCGAAAGUGGCUCCUGAGCACCAUGAAGGUUGUCCCAGAAAAGAAUGCUGUACGGAUCCUCUGGGGCCGAGAGCGGGGCACUCGUGCCAUGGGUGCUCAGCGGCUUCUGCAGGAGCUGGUGGAAGAUAAGACUCGAUGGAUGAAGUGGGAGGGCAAGAGAGUAGAACUUCCCGAUAGUCCACGCUCGACCUUCUUACUGGCCUUCAGCCCAGACAGGACUCUGUUGGCAUCCACGCAUGUGAACCAUAACAUCUAUAUCACAGAGGUGAAGACUGGCAAGUGUGUCCACUCUCUGAUUGGACACCGCCGUACCCCAUGGUGUGUCACCUUUCACCCCACUAUCUCAGGCCUCAUUGCUUCCGGCUGUCUGGACGGGGAAGUUAGGAUUUGGGAUUUACAUGGUGGCAGUGAAAGCUGGUUCACAGAUAGCAACAAUGCCAUAGCCUCCUUGGCAUUCCACCCUACGGCUCAGCUCCUGCUGAUUGCCACUGCAAAUGAGAUCCACUUCUGGGAUUGGAGUCGACGGGAGCCCUUUGCUGUGGUGAAGACAGCUAGUGAGAUGGAGCGUGUCCGUCUGGUGAGAUUUGAUCCACUUGGGCACUACUUACUUACAGCCAUUGUUAACCCUUCUAAUCAGCAGGGUGAUGACGAGCCAGAAAUCCCAAUAGAUGGGACAGAAUUAUCUCACUACCGCCAGCGUGCCCUCCUGCAAUCACAGCCAGUUCGCCGGACACCUCUCCUCCACAAUUUCCUGCACAUGCUGUCCUCCCGCUCCUCUGGCAUCCAGACCGAGCCCUUCCAUCCCCCGGAGCAGGCUUCGUCAACGCAGCAGGACCAGGGCCUCCUGAAUCGGCCGUCGGCCUUCAGUACAGUCCAGAGCAGCACUGCGGGCAACACGCUCCGCAACCUCAGUCUGGGUCCUACCCGUCGCUCUUUGGGGGGCCCUUUGUCUAGCCAUCCUUCUAGGUAUCACAGAGAACUUGCGCCUGGACUUACAGGUUCUGAGUGGACCCGGACAGUACUCACUCUGAACUCACGCUCUGAGGUAGAAUCUAUGCCCCCGCCCAGGACCAGUGCCUCCUCAGUGAGUUUGCUGUCUGUGCUGAGACAGCAGGAAGGCGGCUCUCAGGCAUCUGUGUACACGUCAGCCACAGAAGGGAGGGGUUUUCCAUCAUCAGGGUUGGCAACUGAAUCAGAUGGAGGGACUGGUUCCAGCCAAAACAACUCGGGCAGUAUUCGCCAUGAGCUUCAAUGUGACCUGAGACGCUUCUUUUUGGAGUAUGACAGGCUGCAGGAGCUGGAUCAGAGCCUGAGUGGGGAAGCUCCCCAGACCCAACAGGCCCAGGAAAUACUCAACAAUAACAUUGAAUCUGAGAGGCCAGGUCCUUCCCAUCAGCCCACCCCUCACAGCAGUGAGAACAACUCCAACCUGUCUCGGGGCCACCUUAAUCGCUGCCGUGCUUGCCACAAUCUUCUGACCUUCAACAAUGAUACCCUGCGUUGGGAAAGAACCACACCUAACUACUCAUCCGGUGAGGCUAGCUCUUCCUGGCACGUCUCCACUACCUUUGAGGGCAUGCCACCGAGUAGCAACCAGUUGCCACCCCUUGAGAGGACUGACAGCCAAACGCCUAGCUCCAGCAGGCUGGAGUUGAGCAGCUCUGCUAGUUCACAAGAGGAGAGGACUGUGGGGGUGGCCUUUAACCAGGAGACAGGCCACUGGGAACGAAUUUAUACCCAGUCCAGCAGAUCUGGAACUGUAUCACAGGAGGCCUUACAUCAAGAUAUGCCUGAAGAAAGCUCUGAGGAAGACUCCCUCAGAAGGAGGCUGCUGGAGUCUUCCCUCAUUUCAUUAUCCCGUUAUGAUGGAGCAGGAUCCAGAGAGCACCCAAUUUACCCAGACCCAGCGAGAUUAUCUCCUGCUGCAUACUACGCCCAGAGGAUGAUCCAGUAUCUCUCACGGAGAGACAGUAUUCGCCAGCGCUCCAUGCGCUAUCAACAGAAUCGACUUCGUUCUUCCACCUCCUCUUCUUCCUCAGACAACCAGGGUCCAUCAGUAGAGGGAACCGACUUGGAAUUUGAGGACUUUGAGGACAAUGGUGACAGAUCUAGGCACCGAGCUCCCCGCAAUGCUCGAAUGUCUGCACCGUCACUUGGACGCUUUGUCCCAAGGCGUUUUUUGCUGCCUGAGUAUUUACCUUAUGCUGGGAUUUUUCAUGAACGUGGACAGCCUGGAUUGGCUACUCAUUCUUCUGUUAACAGGGUUCUGGCAGGGGCGGUGAUUGGAGAUGGACAGUCUGCAGUGGCCAGUAACAUUGCCAAUACUACCUACCGACUCCAGUGGUGGGACUUCACCAAGUUUGAUCUUCCAGAAAUCAGUAAUGCCUCCGUGAAUGUUCUGGUACAGAACUGCAAGAUCUACAAUGAUGCCAGCUGUGACAUUUCUGCAGAUGGCCAGCUCCUGGCAGCUUUCAUCCCGAGCAGCCAGAGGGGCUUUCCUGAUGAAGGCAUCCUGGCAGUGUAUUCCCUGGCCCCCCAUAACUUGGGGGAAAUGCUCUACACUAAGCGAUUUGGUCCUAAUGCCAUUUCUGUAAGCCUGUCCCCAAUGGGCCGAUACGUAAUGGUGGGCUUAGCUUCACGAAGGAUCCUGCUGCACCCCUCCACAGAGCACAUGGUAGCCCAGGUCUUCAGACUACAACAGGCCCACGGUGGCGAGACCUCCAUGAGGAGAGUUUUCAACGUCCUUUACCCCAUGCCUGCUGACCAGCGGAGACAUGUCAGCAUCAACUCUGCCCGUUGGCUACCUGAGCCAGGGCUUGGUUUGGCCUAUGGCACCAACAAAGGAGACCUGGUGAUCUGCCGACCAGAGGCCUUAAACUCUGGUAUUGAGUACUACUGGGACCAGCUAAAUGAGACGGUCUUCACUGUCCACUCAAACAGCAGGAGCAGCGAGCGGCCUGGAACCAGCAGAGCCACGUGGAGGACAGACAGAGACAUGGGCUUGAUGAAUGCAAUUGGGUUACAGCCUCGGAACCCUACCACCUCUGUGACGUCUCAGGGCACGCAGACUCUGGCCCUCCAGUUGCAGAAUGCCGAAACACAGACUGAGAGGGAGGAAGAGGAAGCAGGUACAGCAUCCUCAGGUCCUGGUGAAGGCGAGGGCUCAGAAUAUGGUGGCAGUGGGGAAGAUGCCCUCAGUCGGAUCCAGAGGCUAAUGGCUGAGGGUGGAAUGACAGCUGUGGUACAGCGAGAACAGAGCACCACCAUGGCCUCCAUGGGUGGCUUUGGCAACAACAUCAUCGUUAGCCACCGUAUUCACCGCAGCUCCCAGACAGGCACAGAGUCAGGGGCUGCUCGUACCUCCUCGCCCCAGCCCUCCACCUCGAGGGGACUGCUCUCAGAACCUGGGCAACUGCCAGAGAGAGGUCUAAGUCCCCAGACAGCCUCCUGGGACCAGCCUAGUACCUCUGGGAGGGAACCACCCCAGACAGCCUUGCCCUCUUCCUCUCCUGUCCCCAUUCCAGUCGCCCUUGCCAGCAAUGAGGGACCAACCAUGCACUGCAAUGUGACCAAUAGCAGUCACCUUCCUGAGGGUGAUAGCAGCAGCCAGGGGGAAGCUGCAGGCCCUAGUGGGGAGCCACGGAACCGGUAGAGACAAAACCAGACACUGGUACCUCCCCUCAAGCUGCUGAGCAGAAGCUGGACCUCACAGCUGGCUGGGAACUGUAUACACAGAAGAGCUGAUGCCUGCAUCGAGGAACAGGAAUAAUGAGAGGGUGGGGCAUGGAGCCACUGGGUAAGGGGCAGUCCAAGGGGCAAGGCUGGCCUAGGGUACAAGACCCCUCCAGGAUCUGGAGCCCAGAAGAGCCACAUUGUUGGGUUGGUGUGAAUGAAGAAGCAAGUGGUAGUCUCUGCCAUGGCUCCCCCCUUUCUCCUAGGAUCACUGGCCUAGGGGGCUCAGCCCCGGGCAGGGUCCCCAGUCUUCCAGAUCUACCACACCAUCCUGGACACAACAGUGGGACAGUUCUUCCCUGUCCACCACUCGGGACAGAACCACCAGGAGCAGAGGAGCAGCCUACCCCCUCCCCCAAUUGCUCUGUCUCUGAACCUUCCAGAGUCCCAGCCUCUCUUUAUCCUCUCGGCCCACAGAGACAUAAAAGUCAGACCCAGCUUCCAUGUGGGGACUUCCUACACUCACAAGUGAGGAGACCUGGAGUGAAGGAAGCAGCCUGCUUGCCUGCCACAGGAUGGAGUCAGUACACAUGGUGGACAGGUCCUCAGGAGGGGGGUGUAGGCUGGCCCGCCCCCAGCGUGUCCACCGAGCUCCCCCUCCCCAAGGCCCUCCAUGCAGCACCUAUGGGUGUCAGUAUUACCUAAGCCUAGGCCAAAGCCAGUCCAAGGUUGGAGGGAGGAGAUUCCAGGUCAGAAUGUGAGGUCUUGGUCUGUGAUUUGAGGUGUUGCAUGUGGAACCCUGAACUGUAUGUGUAGUUUUUAGUGGAGAAAUCAAGGCUCUAAUCAUUUUGUUUUUAGUAUGAAAAUGUGAUUUCCUUUCUGUUUGUCACUCAUCAUAGAAACAUUUUGGUGGGAGGAGAGGGGAUAGUCUACUGCUAAUGAGGGAGACACCAAAGAUCUACAUCAUUAAAAUGAUGACAUGCCCCUCAA
Molecule: messenger RNA, 4892 nt
Organism: Meriones unguiculatus (Mongolian gerbil)
Lineage: Eukaryota; Metazoa; Chordata; Mammalia; Rodentia; Muridae
Gene: Ambra1
Product: autophagy and beclin 1 regulator 1
Exons: 19
Coding region: 253-3882 (1209 amino acids)
Biological process (GO): autophagy
Cellular component (GO): intracellular membrane-bounded organelle
Molecular function (GO): protein binding
Source: RefSeq, a predicted model, not a curated record